GUCAAAACGGUAUCAGCCUCCUUAAUUGAGACAGGUAAUUUGUUCCAGAGAAGAGGUGCUCUAUAUAAAAACGCCCUGCCGCCAGCAGUUUAAAAAAUAAUAAUUUGGGGAACCACCAGAUAGCCAGCAUCUUGGGAUCUUGGUGACCUUAUGGGGUGAUAGGGUGCAAAAAGACCAGAGAGGUAUAGUGGUGCCAAUCCAUGCAGAGAUUUGUAGGUUAGUAAUAGAACUUUGAAAUCAGCUCUGGCUUGGAUAGGGAGCCAGUGUAGAGAGACGAGAGUAGAUGUUAUGUGAUCGUUACUUUCUGGAUCUGGUCAAUAGUCUAGCAGCAGCAUUUUGCACCCGCUGUAAUUCUUUAAGUAGGUACUUGGGAGGCCAGAGAAUAAUGUUGUUAAGUAGAUGGAAAAAUGCAGUACAGAUCUUAUACUCCACCUUAGAGGGAGGUGUCUGUCAGGUGAUCUUAUACUCCACCUUAGAGGGAGGUGUCUGUCAGGUGAUCUUAUACUCCACCUUAGAGGGAGGUGUCUGUCAGGUGAUCUUAUACUCCACCUUAGAGGGAGGUGUCUGUCAGGUGAUCUUAUACUCCACCUUAGAGGGAGGUGUCUGUCAGGUGAUCUUAUACUCCACCUUAGAGGGAGGUGUCUGUCAGGUGAUCUUAUACUCCACCUUAGAGGGAGGUGUCUGUCAGGUGAUCUUAUACUCCACCUUAGAGGGAGGUGUCUGUCAGGUGAUCUUAUACUCCACCUUAGAGGGAGGUGUCUGUCAGGUGAUCUUAUACUCCACCUUAGAGGGAGGUGUCUGUCAGGUGAUCUUAUACUCCACCUUAGAGGGAGGUGUCUGUCAGGUGAUCUUAUACUCCACCUUAGAGGGAGGUGUCUGUCAGGUGAUCUUAUACUCCACCUUAGAGGGAGGUGUCUGUCAGGUGAUCUUAUACUCCACCUUAGAGGGAGGUGUCUGUCAGGUGAUCUUAUACUCCACCUUAGAGGGAGGUGUCUGUCAGGUGAUCUUAUACUCCACCUUAGAGGGAGGUGUCUGUCAGGUGAUCUUAUACUCCACCUUAGAGGGAGGUGUCUGUCAGGUGAUCUUAUACUCCACCUUAGAGGGAGGUGUCUGUCAGGUGAUCUUAUACUCCACCUUAGAGGGAGGUGUCUGUCAGGUGAUCUUAUACUCCACCUUAGAGGGAGGUGUCUGUCAGGUGAUUGGCCACCAGUGAUGGGGACGGGGAUGACCUCAUCUUGUCAGGUUUCAGAAGGAGUUUUAUUGUCAAGGUGUGCAGUCAAAGGUGUGGUGAUGUCCAGGUGCAAAAGAGUACAUUCUCCACCGCCUGGAUCUGGUUCUGCCUCUUCCUUCUCUAGACCCACAGAGUUGUGGGGCCUUAUGUGUCUUCUUAUCUCCUGGUUUAGCCAUUCCUCCUCCACUAUCUGGUGGUUCUCACUGGCCCUGAGCAUGCUGGCUCCAUAUUCUCUGCAGCCGUGCAAUAACCCUGUGAAGCCCUCCCUGUUAAUAUGCUGACCUCUUGUUGUUCCUCUUCUCAUUCUAAGACAAGUCAAGACUUAAGACAAUUAAAUUUCCGUCCUGGCAACAUAAUGAUAUAUUUGGAAUACAUGUUCAACAUUAUCAUUACAUAUUUUGAUAUAUCUGAAGCAUUGAUUGUAUUUUCAUCCAAAAAAAAGCAUUGAUUAUAUUUUCAUAAACACUAGAUAGUUUUGAGAUUGACACCCCUCCACAGUUAAGGCCUGCACCUGUGUGUUCCUCUGGGACAGAUGAUGGAGACGACAGUCUGAAUGACCAUGAGGACGGCAGUGGAAG
This is a messenger RNA of Hypomesus transpacificus, 1809 nucleotides long. RefSeq lists its product as uncharacterized. NCBI's taxonomy places the organism in Eukaryota, Metazoa, Chordata, Actinopteri, Osmeriformes, Osmeridae. The coding region runs from base 284 to 1213 and encodes 309 amino acids. The transcript has 3 exons. The record is from RefSeq and is a predicted model, not a curated record.